Molecule: messenger RNA, 1775 nt
Organism: Orbicella faveolata
Lineage: Eukaryota; Metazoa; Cnidaria; Anthozoa; Scleractinia; Merulinidae
Product: 5-hydroxytryptamine receptor 4-like
Biological process (GO): G protein-coupled receptor signaling pathway
Cellular component (GO): membrane
Molecular function (GO): G protein-coupled receptor activity
Source: RefSeq, a predicted model, not a curated record
AUUAAUUUAUAUAUUUUUUCUUUUUAACAGGUAUUCUUGCAGUUUAUGGGAAAAACAAGAUAAAAAAUAAAUAAGCGGAUUGGAAAAAAAAGCAAACUUCGAUUUAUCCUCCUAGAGAUCAAAGAGAUUUAAGCUAACACAGCAUGGAAGGCAACAGCACUUCACUUCCCCCGUCGACAGUCAGUCCCAAUCCUCCGCCUUCGAAAAGCCUGGACCACGCCUUUCAAGUGUCAUUCUGGGUGAUUGCUGUUGCUUCCUUUACAUUCAACUUGUCAUUCUGUAUCGUGCUUCUGAGGAAACCCUCCCUGUUAAAGAAACCCCACAAUAUCCUACUGUUCAGUUUAGCAGUGGUAGAUAUGCUGACUGGAGUCUUCCUCGUAGCUACUCCUGGAUACGCCAUUGCAAAGUCCGCAUACCCAGUCCCUCUCGGAUUAGGCGGCGAGAUUUUUUGUCGCCUGUUCGCAAACAGAUAUCUUCUGUUUGCAAUGGGAAAAGUUUCCAUCCUUCUUGUGGCCUGCCUUGCUAUCGAGCGAUGGUACUGUGUGCUUCGGCCAAUCAGAUACAAGGAUCAGUUUAGCAGAAAACGUAUCAUCCUUUACGUUUUCGUCAUGUUUAUUAUCACGUGUAUUCUUUCCAUGAAUAAGUUGAUCGAGACAAAACUCGCUGGCAAAAAGUGCAUUUCGGAGAAAGCUCCGUACGGCAAGUACGGUACACGGGCUUUUAUUAUCGCAUACAGUUUCAUCGCGUUUUACAUUCCUUGUCUGUUGACAUGGAUAACGUUUGGCCAUAUCGCAAUUAAUCUCCCGUCAUCCCCCGGAGAAAGUACUGAGAGUGUAAACAAACGGAGGCGACAGAGACUACUACUGCGCAUGUGCGCUUUAACCGCAGCAGCCUUGACAGUUUGCGGUUUUCCUUCGCAGACCAUCUACAUUCUCAGUCCUUUUGGUAUCACAAAAAUUGGCAGCCCAGUGCAUAAGGGUUUUAAUGUACUGGUGUUUAUUAAUUCUUGCAUGAAUCCUUUGAUUUAUUGUUUCACUAACAAAGAGUACCGGAAGGAGUUUAAAAAGCUUUUGGGAUGCAAUAGAGGGAGUGAGAUAUCUCCAGAGACUGAACUGGGCUCAACUCAGACUCACACUGCAGCUACGCGUUAUACGAUCAAGGAUAAAGAAUAAACGCAAUAAAACACAACAAAAAAAUAAAAAACCGAAAACUAUAUAUACGGCCGUUACUGAUAAAGAACCCUGAUAGAAAAACAUUGGUUAAUUUAGCUGAUGUAAUUUUCAUGAAUAUCAGUCACUUAACUGAGGUCUAAGACUCUUUGCUCCAUAACGAGCUAUGACCGUCUGAAUGUAAGACGUGCUAUUUGCAUCUUUUUUUCUGAAAAAAAGUCAGUUACGAACUAAGGCCUGUCUUAGUUUUUUUUUUUUUAAUUCAUGAGUCAUGACGUUUCUUUAACAAAAAUAGGAAAUAGAAAAAAUAGGAAAAGCGUGACGUCGUUAAAAAGGUCCAUUGUCCGGAGCUAAGAGUUAAGGGUGUUCGUAUCUUUUUAUAACGGCACCAAACAGAAGGUAAGGCAUUCAUGUUUAUUCACAAUUUCGUAUUUUAGAGUUAGUUCUGUGAUUUUUAGGAAGAGUUAAGCUUAUAAACAAAAACAUUCUACUUUACAAAUUAAUGUAAUAAUUUCCAACAAUUGUUCAUAAUCAAUCGUUAUUUUGUUUAAUUUGUAAUUUUUGAAAAUCACGAAGAACUGUUUAAUUGAAAAGAAAAAUAAUUUA